GCAAUUUUACCGAGAUCUUGUGAGACGUCCCUGUAUCUGUUUCCGCAAUUCACACUUGUACUACUGCGUGACUGCGGCUAUUUCUUCGACUGUCGUGAUCGCCCGAAGGAGGUGGCUCGGCAUUGCUUACCUGCUCACUGCCCUCACCCCCGACGAAUCCAGGCCCGUCACCAUGGCACAACCGGCACCAGCACCAACAUCACUUGUCCAGGACGAAAGCGCCUCCUUCAACAUCUACUCGCAAGCGCUCACCCGCCGACCCCUCCCCUCCGACCCGGCCGUGCGCGCCGACGUCGAGCACGUCCUCGAGCACGGCUACGUGAUCAUCCCCAAUUGCUUCAGCGCGGCCGAGGCCCGCGAGGCCCGCGACGAGAUCAGCCGCCUUCUGGCCAAGGACUCGUCGCCCGAGGGGCAGCAGCAGCCGCUGGUCGGGCGCAACAGCUUCGAGGGCCUCAACACGAACCGCAUCUACUCGCUGCUCAACAAGUCGAGGGUUUUUGACAAGUUUGUCAUCCUGCCCCGUGUCCUCGCCCUGAAUGACUUUUUCCUCGAUCAAGGGUACCUGCUAUCGGCGUUCCACACCAUCUCGAUCAAUCCCGGCGAGCAGGCACAGGCACUGCACCACGAUGACGGGUAUAUCCAGUUUCCCCGGCCAAGGUUGCCGUUUGGAGCGGCGAUAAUGGUUGCCUUUGACGAGUAUACGGCUCAGAAUGGUGCCACACGAAUCAUCCCCGGUUCACACAAAUGGGACAGCUCACGGCGAGGCACGCCCGAAGAAACCAUCCCCGCGCUCUGUCCCGAAGGCGGAGUGGUGUAUUUCAUCAGUACCUUGUGGCAUGGCGGUGGAGCCAACGUGUCGGACAAGCCUCGACAGAGCGCCACGGUGCAGUACUGCCAGCCUUACAUCCGGCCCAUCGAGAAUCAAAUUUUGGCCGUGGAUCCCAGAAAGCUGGACUCAAUCCCGCCUCGUAUCGUGGAGAUGAUGGGAUAUAAACAUAUGCAACCAUUCAUGGGCUAUGCGGACGGCUUAGGCCCGCGGAGGGCGGCGAGACGCAUGGUCAAGUGGUUGAAGGAGGAAGUGGAUGAAGAUCCUCCGACUUUUGCACACGGGUUCAGGGAGGCCUCCAAGCUGUAGUCAUGAACACAAGGGAACAAAGUCGCAUACCCACAGGGUCAGGACUGGCCAGGUCAUUUGGUUUAAGGCAUCGCACCAUGGACAGGGCCAGAAAAGUCAUCAGAGUUCAGCCCCAGACGAGGCUGUACUUGUACGGAGCACCC
Molecule: messenger RNA, 1278 nt
Organism: Cladophialophora immunda
Lineage: Eukaryota; Fungi; Ascomycota; Eurotiomycetes; Chaetothyriales; Herpotrichiellaceae
Exons: 3
Coding region: 173-1135 (320 amino acids)
Source: RefSeq, a predicted model, not a curated record